GCCACGGACAUUCAUGGCCCUGGUGGAUGGUUUACAAAGCGGAAGGCGUAGCAGGACAACCAAAAUUCCAGCGCGACCAAGAGCUCCACGGCAACAUGAUAACAAGCCUCGUUCAGACCCAGACCUCGAGUCUUCCCUGGUGGAAGUCGAUCCUGGGGGUUUUGGUGGAGUGAGUUCUCUGCUCACAAGUCGACGGGAUGAUUUGCAUGAGUUAGUAAAAGACGGCAAGAACCGGGACAAGAUAGAGGAGAUAAUCCAGCAGCGAGUGGAUCUCAACAAAGUGCGAUAUGGGAAGCCAGCCCUCGCCGUGGCAGUCGAGUGCAACCUGGACGACAUCUGCAAGCUCCGGAUUGAGAACCGUGCUGAUGUCAACAUUGCUGAUGACCGUGGUUGGUCCGCCCUCGCCAUUGCAGUAGACUCAGAUUGCGACCAGUACAACAUCUGCUGGCUCCUGAUUGAGAACCGUGCUGAUGUUAAUGCUGAUGUUGGAAAGACUCAAUUGCUGAACAUGGCUGUUGCGCGCAAUGAUGAGAAAAUGGUAGACGCUUUAGCACUUGCCAGGGCCCAAGUUGACAGAGUGGCUGGUGAUAAUAAAACCGCCCUGCAUCUUGCAGCAGAGGCCGGGAAUCAUCUAAUUGCAAAGUGUCUCCUUGACCGGCGUGCAAAUCCCAAUACUGUCACAGCUAGCAAAAUGACAGCGCUGCAUUAUGCAGCUAAACAUGGGCAUGAGAGUGUGGCAGAUGAGCUGUUGGAUCAUGGAGCAAACGUGGACGACACGGCCGAGGGGAAUGCGGCAGAGAAGGCACAUUGGGAUGUUUUGGAGAUGCUCCUGAAGAAGAAAGCUUGCGAUGCAGACCUAGCCGCCGAGGAAGUGCUGAGCCUCUUCUUUCAGAAACAGCUUCAGAAAAAAACAUUAACAAAGCAUCUGUUUGUCAGCUGGAUCAAAGCUGAAGCGCCGGAGGCUGUCAUGUUGCUACACAUGUGGCCUCAAGUCUCUAAACAGUAUGACCCGAGCAGGCAACGUUCAGUUCCUGUGAAGCGGUCCAACCUGACUCAACAUGAACGUCUCCGAGUAGUUCUUGCUUCGGCAAUUGAAGAUGGUGCUGAAGUGGUCCGUAAGACUGAUGUCGACCUCGCCAACCAGAAUCUGUUCAAUUCUCCCGAGAAGCGGACAACCCUCAAGGUUCUGCCAGGUCUGACAGGCAAAGAUGCCUUCUCAAUAUUGAAGUAUCUGGUACAUACUAAGAACCUUGCAAUUUUUGAGACGGAUGCCGUCGAAGCUGUCGUAUUGGCAGCAUGGCAGCAGGCACGGGCCGACACUUUCGAGAUCGGAUGCUGCCUCGUACUGGUACUCUUGUUGUGCUAUGCAACUUAUGUAUCGCAAAACGCAAGCGACUGGAAGGGAGAUGCCUUGCCGUUGUAUGGAUCUUUCAUAGCAAGAAGACCUCCGAAGAGAUUGUUCAGCCAUUGUGGUCGGUUGUGGCGUCGGUUCUGGCAUCAAACCUGGCUGCUCCUUGACUUCGAUAACCUCGCCGAUCUUGUGUAUCUGAGUUUCGGGUGGGUGGCCAUGUGCAAGUGGCAUGAGGACAGCGGCACACGUGAGUACAAGCCGUUCAUGGGAAUCUUUGCUGCCAUGGUGUGGCUCAGGGCCGUAUACAGCCCUCGUGGAGAGUCGUGGCUGGGGCCCAACCUACUGCCUGUCCUGGCCGCAGUGCGGGAGUCAAACGGGUUUCUCUUCGUCAUAUCAGUCUGCACACUUGCAGCAACCCAUGCACACUAUGAUCUGGAGACCACCUGGCAAGACUCAAACCAACCUUGGCCCCUUUACGUGUCCUUCAUGCGGGUCAUGAGACUUGCCUUUUUGGGGGAUUUCGACCUCUUCGAGUUUGAGGGGCUUGACGUGAGCUAUCAGCGCAUCAAUGAAUCACAAUCUCCUGGCCAAAACUGGGUAUUGACACAUGGGCUGUUCUACGUGAUCAGUUGGGGCAUCACUAUCCUCCUCAUGAACAUCUUGAUAGCUGUGAUCAGUGAGAGCUACACCCGCUACAGAACAGAGCGCUCAACAUUGCUGUUACAGGCUCGUGCCAAGAUGGUUUUGGAGUUGAGCAACCGGCCUUGGAGAUGCUUGGCGACAAGCGUGUUCCUCAAAUCAGGUUCUCGAGAUGACCCUUCGCAACAGACUGAUGGCGAAGUGCAGGGAUCUGCGCAAAACCAAGGUAGAGAAGGCUUCGAAGGUGUGCAGCCAACGGGGACAGAAAGUCAUCGUGAAGAAGCCAAAGAUGCCAAAGCAAAGGUGACAGUCAGACCAGGGGGAGCCACCGAGUGUUCUUGCAGCUGCUCAUUCCUCGGGGUUGCCAUGAAGAUUUCCAUGUUUCCUUUCCUCCUGUACCACCUGCCAGCAUUCCGAGAGAACGGCGCCAAACAGUUGCUGUGUUACCUCGAGCACCAACAGAAGCAGUAUCGUUGCAGACGUGUUCUGCCUGUCCUACUGCCCUUUUCCGCACCCUUCGUCUGGGUAGGCUUUAUCUUGUUUUUCCUCUCGCAACUCGUUGUCCGUUAUCAAGGUAUCUUGCAUGUGAUUGCUACUUCCAUUGGCUGGCAUGGGGCUCAAUCCUUCGUUCCGGCGUCUGAUUGCCAGAUUUGGCUUCUUCUUGACAGCUCUGGCUCUCAGAAGACCGUGGACCUUCACAAGGACUUGAAGGGCGAGCUCCAGGACAUGAAGCGGCAGAUGUCGGCAUUGCAAGUGAGUCUCAACAAGCUGAGGCUGGAGGUCGGCGCAACGCCGGCGAAAUGUGAUGUCCGAGCCUCCACUGGUACAAUUCGUACUCGUACCGGACGGACCUUGACAUCGACAGGACAUUCAGAUCGCACGAGCAACAACCCAGCAUCUUGCUCGAAAUAG
This is a messenger RNA of Symbiodinium sp. CCMP2456, 2902 nucleotides long. NCBI's taxonomy places the organism in Eukaryota, Dinophyceae, Suessiales, Symbiodiniaceae. The record is from the annotation of a GenBank genome assembly.